Molecule: messenger RNA, 621 nt
Organism: Impatiens glandulifera
Lineage: Eukaryota; Viridiplantae; Streptophyta; Magnoliopsida; Ericales; Balsaminaceae
Product: protein LURP-one-related 17
Exons: 2
Coding region: 1-621 (206 amino acids)
Source: RefSeq, a predicted model, not a curated record
AUGGCUAAAAGAAAUAAAGUCCAUGAAGAAAGCACCCCGAUAUUAACGGACAUCAUCAAUAGUACUGCUUCGUGGCCAUCGUUGACUGUCUGGAGAAAAUCGCCACUUUUAUGCUGUACAGGUUUUCAAGCUAUUAACUCCGACGGGAAUUUGGUUUUCAGAGUCGAUAAUUACUCCGGCCAUCCCCAUCAUCUCCUCCUCAUGGAUGGCUCCGGCAAUCCCCUUAUCACCCUUUGCCGUCCCAAGGGACUUAGAGGUCUGAUAGAGAGAUGGCGAAUGUACGAGGGAGAAUUAGUCGGUGACAGAUGGGGAAGAAAGCCGAUUUGGUGUGUGAGGAAACACUUGAAGAUGUUGAACCCUUAUUGUGGGGACGCACUGGCUUACAUUUACAUGGAUAAGAAGAAGAGAUGUGCGUAUAAGAUUGAAGGAUCAUAUACCCAUCGAUGUUGCAGAGUUUUGGAUCAUGAAUCAGGGACUUUGGUGGCCGAGAUCAAGAUCAAGGAAUCUUUUCCUCUCGGGGUUUCUUUUGGUUUUGAAGUAUUUCGACUCAUCGUACGCCCUGGAUUUGAUCAUGGUUUUGCCAUGGCUAUUGUUGUUUUGUUGGAUCAGAUGUUUGCUUAA